Molecule: messenger RNA, 1254 nt
Organism: Closterium sp. Yama58-4
Lineage: Eukaryota; Viridiplantae; Streptophyta; Zygnematophyceae; Desmidiales; Closteriaceae
Source: the annotation of a GenBank genome assembly
AUGAUGGCGAGCAGAUUGCUGCGUCGCACACGCUGGUCGCACAUGCUGGUCGCAAUUCUGGUCGCAAUGCUGGUCGCACAUGCUGGUCAAAAUGCUGGUCGCACAUGCUGGUCGCAAUGCUGGCCGCACAGACGGACUCCGUGCUCCCUUCGCCUGUCGCUCACGCAUUCCCCAACUUCCCCACCUUCUUCCCCCCCUCUCCUCUUCCCUCCCUCUUCCUACCCCGCCCUCUCACCGCGCCUCUCCCAGGCGUCUGUCGCUGCAUGGGGGCCCGGCCGGUGUCCGACCCGCCACCCCCCAUCUCAAACUUUCCUUUGCUCUCCCGCACUCCACCCGCCACCCCCCAUCAUAUCCCGCACUCUCAUGCUCACCCGCACUCUCAUGCUCACCCGCACUCUCAUGCUCACCCGCACUCUCAUGCUCACCCGCACUCUCAUGCUCACCCGCACUCUCAUGCUCACCCGCACUCUCAUGCUCACCCGCACUCUCAUGCUCACCCGCACUCUCAUGCUCACCCGCACUCUCAUGCUCACCCGCACUCUCAUGCUCACCCGCACUCUCAUGCUCACCCGCACUCUCAUGCUCACCCGCACUCUCUGCUCUCCUGCACGCCACCCUGCCAUGCGCGCACACAGCUCUACCAUUCUCCGCCUCUCCCCCAAUCUUUCCCCCUCGCAGCAGGCGGCCAAGGCAGGGCAGCGGGGCGGCCAGGGGGCGGUGGCAGUGGUGGAGGCGGACGGGGAGGGGGAGGGGGCGCAGGCGAGCAUGGAUGCUGCGCGCGCUGAGAUGAGGACGUGGUGGGCGGCACAGCAGGCGGGCAAGGCAGAGCAGGCGGGCAUGGAUGCUGCCCGCGCGCAGAUGAGGGCGUGGUGGGUGCAGCAGCAGCAGGCCAAGGCCAUGGACGUGGCGCGCGCAGCCAUGAGGCAGUGGUGGAUGGAGCAGCAGCACGGCAAGGCCAUGGAAGCAGCGCGUGCAGAGAUGAGGCAAUGGUGGGUGCAGCAGCAGCAGGGCAAGGCCAUGGAUGCAGCACGAGCAGACAUGAGGCAAUGGUGGGUGCAGCAGCAGCAAUCCAAGGUGGAGGCAGCAGGUGCAGCGAGCAUGGAGCAGGGCAGAUCGCAAAUGAGGGCCUGGUGGGUGCAGCAGCAGCAGGGCAAGGCCAUGGAUGCAGCGCGAGCAGACAUGAGGCAAUGGUGGGUGCAGCAGCAGCAGGGCAAGGCCAUGGAUGCAGCACGAGCAGAGAUGAGGCAAUGGUGA